Messenger RNA from Debaryomyces hansenii CBS767, 1410 nucleotides. RefSeq names its product Ssp96p (gene SSP96). The record is from RefSeq and is a predicted model, not a curated record. The coding region runs from base 1 to 1410 and encodes 469 amino acids. Gene Ontology annotation, molecular function: N,N-dimethylaniline monooxygenase activity; NADP binding; flavin adenine dinucleotide binding. Lineage: Eukaryota; Fungi; Ascomycota; Pichiomycetes; Serinales; Debaryomycetaceae. The transcript has a single exon.
AUGCCUGUUAAAUCUAUUGCAAUUAUAGGAGGAGGGCCUAGUGGGCUCAUUACAUUGGAUUCGUUGAUACGCGAAAAAUUGUUUGACAACAUUAGGCUCUUUGAAAGAAGAAAUCAGGCUGGCGGCUGCUGGGUUUAUGACGAUAAGCCUCCUGAACCGUUGCCAGAAAUCCAAAAGUUGAGUAAUAGAACUGCUGAUGAACCCGUAUCAGUCCCUGAAACGUUACCUAGAUAUGUUCCUAAAUCGAGUAAGCAAAGAUUUCUUGACACUGCUACAUAUUCAUAUUUAGAAUCAAAUGUUGAAGCGAAUGCUAUGGAAUUUUCGGAAGAGCCAUUCCCUGUUGGAGGAAGUAAUAUUUCUGUUGAAAAAUAUGGGAAGGAUACUCCAUUCAGACAUAAUACAGUAAUCAAAGGCUGGCUUCAUGAUUUAUAUAAGAGAAAAGGAUACGAUGAUCAUGUUGAGUUUAAUACUUCUGUCGAAUUAGUUUCCAAAAAUGAAGCCACUAAUCAAUGGGAAGUAACUUUAAGACGGUUUGGUAAAAAAUAUGAUUAUGUGUGGACCGAAAGCUUUGAUGCAGUUGUAGUGGCAACUGGACAUUAUGACGUGCCAUACGUCCCUAACAUCCCUGGCUUACAACUGUUCUAUAAUAAUCCAAAAAAUACUGUUAUACAUACUAAGGCUUAUAGAUCAAGGGAGUAUUUUAGAAAUAAGAAAACGAUCGUUGUUGGUGCCUCGGUUUCCGCAAUGGAUGCUAUUCAAGAUAUUCUACAAAUAUCUGACAAUAAAAUAAUUUCUUCCCAAAAGAAAACCAGUCAACCCCAUACUUAUUUUGGUAAUGCUGCAUUUGACCAUCCAUUGGUAGAAAAGCAUGGUGAAAUCGUAAAAAUUGAUAAUGAAAAAGGUAUAAUUUACUUUGAUGACGAUACGACCGUAUCAGAUGUCGACAGUAUUAUCUUUGGAACUGGGUUUUCUUUCAGUUACCCGUUCUUACCUAAUUUAGAUCUUACUGGUAAUAGAGUUCAGGGCCUAUAUCAGCAUAUUUUUAAGAUUGGUGAUGAAACUUUAUCAUUUGUUGGUGCUAUCGCAGCCGGUUUAACAUUCAAGGCGUUCGAAUGGCAGGCUGUUUCCGUUGCGAGAGUAUAUUCAGGAAGGGCCAGUUUGCCAUCUGUCCAAGAACAAAUAAAAUGGGAAGAGGACAGAAAAUCAGUAAGAGGAAAUGGACAGAAGUUUAUUACAUUGUAUCCACAUUUUGAAGAAUAUUUUGAAACGUUGCGUAAAUUAGCAGGAGAAGAAGGUCCUGGAGGAAGUUACCAAAAUUUGAAAAGUCAUGGACUGAUAACUUUCUUAGGGGCCAUCAAAGAAGAAUUAAUUAUUGGAUUGAAAAUAAUCAUAAGCAAGAACAAAGGCUAG